This is a messenger RNA of Filobasidium floriforme, 1914 nucleotides long. RefSeq lists its product as uncharacterized. The record is from RefSeq and is a predicted model, not a curated record. The coding region runs from base 1 to 1914 and encodes 637 amino acids. Lineage: Eukaryota; Fungi; Basidiomycota; Tremellomycetes; Filobasidiales; Filobasidiaceae. The transcript has 10 exons.
AUGUAUAACAACGAAGACAUUGUAAGUACAGCCGAAAUUGAAUCGAGCCAGCACUUGAAGAACCAAGACGAGGCGCGCGCUAAGUUUCGGUGGCUCAGCAGAACGCUACUUGCUGCUUGCUACUUGACAUUCAAGAUUGUCCGUCCGGCCGGCUCUUUGGGUCAAGAAUCGAUUCUGUCGGUCUACCUGAUCGUGCAUCGUAUAUCCUCCGGCUUCUCCAUAGCAAUGAAAGGAUCGCGACGUGGAAGAUGGGUCGGAUCUCAAAUCGAAACACAGGUAUACCGAUUACCGCAUCGUUUCACCAUGAGACAAGGAUUACGGUGGAGUUUGAGUGGUGUAGAGACUCAAAACACCACGCCAAGCAUUGCGUCUAGAUCUACUUUUGCCACCUCACUACCGAAAACUUCCGUCGAGAUAUCGUCUGCGUGGAGGUUGGAUAAGAGUGUAGCUGAUGAUCCCUGGAUGUACGAGCUAGAGGAAGCCAUGGCUGAAAUCGACCAAGAGAUAGAAGCCGCCCCACGAGCAAGCGCUUUUGGGGAUCCCCUGUUAACAGCAUCCCAAAGAGCUGCGGAGAGGCCUCAUGACACCUCCGCAGAUAUUGGGACAAUGCACGGAGGUCAAGACAACUCUUCACAGAUGCGAAACACUAUCGGAUGGAUAGAUGAAGAAUCAUCGCAUCAAACUCAAACAGCGGGACAGGCGUUACUCGUGGACCCCAAGCCCUUCCGCUGUCUCUGGUGCAAUGACAAAGCCCGUCACAAGUCUCUCGAAGGUUUCUUCGCCGUAUUCAAGCUGUUUGAAGAAGGCUCAAGAGACACAUGGCGAGUCACGGACAUACGAAACGGUCGACCGGCUAGGGAAGCUCUCAAACCGCGUGCAUGUGACGCGCACAAAGCCACACUUGCUAGAUUGCUGUUAGUCCUUUGGGACCCUGUUGGUGUGACGCAUCUCGGCGGUCACGGCGACAGAGAAAGAAAGGAUAUCAGGGAUCCAGGACCGGCAUCCUUGCCGACAACUGAAGAUUUGAAAUGGUAUGACUCCACAAUCAAUCCUUCUCAAGGUUCGAGUGUUGCCGCCGAUUCUACCCCUACACAAGGUCUAAGUGAAAUAAUGGCUUUCGACAUCAACAUCUGGCACGACGAUGGAAUCGAAGGCGAUUGUCAGCAAACCGAAGAAGUUUACGAUAUCCCAGCAAUCCCGUUGUAUGAGGAAAUGAAACUCUUGCCUGGCCAAUAUGCCCCAGACGAAUGUCUUUUCUGCGAAAAAAAAGGGGGAACGGUCGACGUCGGCUUAUCGAUCUGGACCCUGCUACUGUGCACCAAGACAAGUCAGUGGUUCAAGCCCUACCUUACUGACCGCACCGACGAAAUUGAAGGCGCUCAAGAGUUCCGCGUCUGCGAUAAACACAGAGAGUGGAUAUCACACCCUCAGAUUCUGGACAGCUUGCGGGAAGGUCCGCUCUACCUAGGAAACGGAAGAGGGUGGUUCAGCAUUCUCUUCCAGCAUGUUCCGGGAGACUCCGUUGUCAAGAUGCCUCAGCCAUCCAUUGAAGAAGCAGACUCCAUCGCAAAGCUGUCUCAGUGUCUCACCGAAGAAGCAGAUUCGAGCGAAUGGACAGCGCCACCAACUUCCGUCUCAUUAUCAAAGGAUGGGAGCGAGAGUGUCUCCUUGGUACAAAGUAUCGCUACUGUGGCGGAUCGCGGCAGAUAUGGGAACUACCAUAUUCUCAGGCCAUUGAGCGGUAUCACAUACGAGACUGGACCAAAGGAUCAACUCAGGUGCUCAAUCUGCUCCCAGCCUGCCGACUUGAGAAAGAAUAUACUAGCUCUCCUCAUCCCUUUAGAGUCGUCAGAAGAUCGUGGAGGCGAUUUGCCUGAAGAAGCACGAACUUCGAUAAGUCUCAAUGUGGAGUAG